Molecule: messenger RNA, 3290 nt
Organism: Boleophthalmus pectinirostris (great blue-spotted mudskipper)
Lineage: Eukaryota; Metazoa; Chordata; Actinopteri; Gobiiformes; Gobiidae
Product: P2R1A-PPP2R2A-interacting phosphatase regulator 1
Exons: 9
Coding region: 615-1211 (198 amino acids)
Source: RefSeq, a predicted model, not a curated record
AGGGACAAAUAAAAGUCUGUUCUCUUUUACUCCAGGUCAGACCUGCGUCUAAAACUCUAUUUACUUUGAUGCACAGUUUACGCAGUUCUCCCUGAGGCCGCAGCGUGGCGCUGUUUCCUCGGCUGCAGUUCUCAUACUCUUUGCGUGAGACUAUGUUGGAAAAAGCUCCUAAACUCCGCGGUUUCACGGUUUUUGGAGCUCUUUUGGAGCGGAUCGCGCUGUGAGUGCGGCCCGGAGCAGGACCCGCACUCGCUGGGCUCUGUGGCCGCCUCGGAGCGACGCUCUCGGUGCUUCUGCGGAGCGGGUUACCGAUCUGUGACUGGAGCUUUAGCUUUAGCACCAUUAGCUCCGGAGCUAAUCCGAACGUCACGUCAGCGGCGCAGGCCCGGGUGAGUCAAGGCCCGGGGUCUGUGCCCGCGGGAGAAGCUCCGGGCUCCGCGCUCUCUCCCGGAGGUUAAACGGUGUGUUCUCUGGUGUCUCUCGGUGCGUUUCAGGGGGACAUUUCGGGGGACAUGCGGUAAACUGCGGCUCCCGUGGGUGAGGCCUGCGGGUCGGGCUUUCAGCGGCCUCGCGUGAGACCCGCGGCCGUGGUGCGGAGCUCGGAGCGCGGCCUCAUGGAGCGGAUGGAGGUGGAGCCGUGCGCAGGCGCAGCGGGGGGCGGGGCUCUGCGGAGGUCCAACAGCGCCCCCAUGAUCACGAGCGUCAGCGACGGCUCCACUGUCUUCGGCCCCUCGUCUUCGGCGCGAUUCAGACGCAGCAGUGUCUCAGUGAACCCCAGCGGCCCGUCUCUGCAGCUUCCUCUGUCUUCAUUUCCCCUGAACACAGACCGGACUGAAACCAAGAGACACGAGGACCUCGGUUUGGCUCUGAGGGGGAGUCUGCAGCGGCUCAGUGCAUCGAGUCUGGUCCCGGCUCCAGCAGCGAGUCACUGGAGCCACUCAAACACGUGGAGCCCUCCUCAGGAUUCUGGUGUCACUCCCAACUCCUCCCCCUCCCCCACACGCAGAUUCAGACCGGCAGUAAGGUGGCCGCCUGUAGCUCCUCUCAAACGAAAAGGGGGAGUGGAGUCGGACGGUCCACCCAAAAAACUGUUUGUUGCUGGAGUCUCAGAGCCGCACAGAACCUUCUCUGUCAGUGUGUCGGAGGGGUCGGACUCGCCUCCUCUCAGCGCGCCGCCGUCGUUCUCUUCCUUCUCUCCGCACCAGCACUAGCCCCGUCCUUACCCGCCCAACCUGGCUCCUCAUUGGACGGUGAGACGACAAGAGAGCAGGGGAUUGUGGGAAACGCGGUCCCAAAUGAAGCACUUAAAAACACUCACCAAAAAUAUGAAGGUUUUGUGUCGAAAGAAAUCGUCUCCAGGACUUUUAAACCAACUGUUUGUAAAAUACAAUUGUGUCGUUUUUUUUUUGUUUUUUUUUUUUUUUAUCCAAAAUCAGAACUCAAACUAGAAACGGGUGGCAGAGUGGUUAGCCUUUCCUGAUCAUCUUUUUCUGGUUUGAGCACGAUGGGACUAUAUUUUUAUCAGCUUUUAUUUUUUGUUGACAUCUGCAGUUCUGAGCAACAUUCGCCUUAUUCGCACGGGAUUAGUUUUACCUGUGGACCUUUUGCGAUUUUUUUUUUUUUUUUUUUUUUUUUUUUUUGGUGACAAUUGCGGAGGAUGCCUGAGAUCUUAAUCCCGUGCGAAUUCGCCACGUCUAAUUUGUAAAGUAAAAAGUCCGCGGUAAAUGACCUACUAUAUUUUGCCAAAAACGCAGACGUCUGGCGAUAAUACGAGUCCCGCAGUCUGAACGGUAACAUUAGAGUAAUUUACGGAUUUCGCUUAUGCCUUGCGAAUGUGCUGCAAGUGACACUGAGGUGGAGCGGUAAUUUGCGAAAUACAGGGUUCCCACGGUCAUGGAAAUCCUGGAAAAGUUAUGAAAUUGAAGACCUGGAAAAGUCAAUUUUAGCAUCUCUUUCACGCAACUACAGCGUUCUGUUAAGUUAUCGUUAGGCUAUUAUGAUGAUUUCCAUACGUAUGCACCUUUUGUUUAAAACAGAUUACUGUAUUUUUCAGACUAUAAGGCGCAAUAUCAAUAAUGUUGAAUUCUCUCGUCUAUUUUCAUACAUAAAAUGCACUGGAUUAUAAGGCGCAUUAAAAGAAACAAAUGGACGACUUGAGACUGAUCCAUCGGCAGAUCGUGGUGUAAUUCGCCCGGCCUUGCCUCCCUGUCUAGGUGAAUGUUUUUUGAAAGUGAAUGUGGGGAGAUAAUUUAAGUUAGUUUUUUAUUUCCUCAACUCAAAUAUACAUGGAGUAAUAAUGUGUUUAAUUCAGUUUUGUGCGCACUUAUUUACGUUUUACAGAAACAAAACUUUAAACCGCAUAGCUAAUUUGCAUAAACUAUAAGCGCUGAAAACACAGCUCUCUCCUUGUGCGCUGAUGUGGUCAGAUUCUGUCGGACUAAAAGACACGACUCACUUAUUCCGUGAGGCUUCUGACUACAGUCGCUGUAAUGCUCCGACAAUCCAUCAACCAAAGUUGUACUUAAACAUUUUGACAGAUUUCUGAGCGCCGUGUACCACAUAAAAUUUGAAAAUCAGUAACCACAACCAGAAUUAAUACAUAAAGCACAGUGUCAAUUUUUGAGAAAAUUAAAGGAUUUUAAUUGCACCUUACAGUCUGAAAAAUACGGUAUAAUAAAUGCACUGACUUUUUUGAAUGUUAAAAAACUAUAAUACCAAUUCAUAAAGUGAGUGGAAAGAGUUAACAUUUCAUAUUUAGCCCUAAAAGUCUGAUCAGUUCUACACAUGUAGGUGCUGUAAAAUGAUGGAAAAUUCACUUUAGGUCAUGAAAAAGUCAUGGAAAAGUGAGAACCUUGUAAAUAUCAGACAUCCGCAGGUUGUUCUUAUCCUGUAUGAAUUGGGCUAAUGACAGCGAUGACCAUUUCAAAAACUAUUUUGAAUUUCAAGUGCAAUUUUCAUAAAAUAAGAACCAAAAGUGGGUAGUACUCGGUUACAUUUACUUAAGUAACUUUGUAUAAAAUUGUUUUUUCAUAGGACUUUUCUAGCAGUGUACAUGACUUGAGUCAUGUUUUUAUUGAAGUGACAGUGUUCUUCUUACCCGAGUAAAGGUUGUAGACAUACUCACAGUGGGAAGAGUGACCACAAGUGACAGAAACGCUGUGGUGGACCAUUUGACCUUGUUCUCUAACCUGAUUGGACGAGGCGCAGUAGCAGGGCAGCAGCUCUACAGGCUCUGUUCACGCUUACGUCACAAACCAGGAAGACGUUUGGAAAGAUGAGAUGACAACUUC